UUUUUUUUCUCGAAACUCACAAAUCUGUCAUGUAUCGUCAUUUUCGUUUUGUUUAUACUUGAUUUUUCAAAUAUUUUUCGCGCCAGUUUGUGACUACUAACAAUGUCAAUUUUACUAGCUGACAUUGAUGCAACAUGUGCUGCAUUAGGCUACAGCGAUGGCAACAAAUAUUUAGCCGAACCCGAUGCCAUUCAAGGAUUAAAACACAUAAUAUGGAUUCUCCGUCGUGACUUGGACAAUCAUGAAUAUCGUCGACAUUUGGGUAGAGCCAAAGUCCUGCAAACUGAUUUGGUACCAAUGCUACCCGAUUAUAUUGAAGAUGAUGAAUUUGCUGAUGUUCUCAUUCGUUUAUUGGUUAUUUUAACAAAUCCCACUUUGCUCUUGUAUCGAGAUGGUGCACCUAAAGAUAAUCAUGGAAGAAAGGUAUUCAUGGAAUUAAUUGAUAUUUUGCAAGGUUAUAAAUCUGCAUUCACUUCGAGUAAAACUUGGGCGGCCUUGACUUUAAAGACUCAGAAGUCUCUUGAAAUUGAUUGGGCUUUACGAAGUGAAGAGCAGGGUUUGAUGAUUGAAAGGGUUUUAGUUUUAAUUCGUAAUGUUUUACAAGUCCCUGCUAAUCCUGAGGCCGAAUGUCGAGCUGACAAUGAUGCCAGUUUGCAUGAUCAAGUUAUCUGGGCUCUUCAUCAAUCUGGCAUUCUUGACUUGGUUCUCUAUGUUGUCAGUUCACCUGACGAGAAUCAAUACCAUCUCCAUGGUUUAGAGAUUCUGUGUUUGCUUUUCCGUGAACAAACAGCUGAAUCAUUAGCUGAUGCUUCAUUGCAAAGAAGUGCAAGUGAAAAGCAACGCGAUGAGCAAGAGCUUAUAGCUGCUCGUCGUCGUGAAAAACAGAAGCUAGUUGCUAGACCGCCGGCUGGUCGUCAUUCCCGCUUCGGUGGCACUUAUGUAAUUCAGAAUUUCCGAUCUGUAUCGGAUAAAGAUGCAAUAUGCCAUCAAUCUUUGGAACGUGCAGUUGCCAUUGAUUUCGAUCGUGAAAAAGAACGUCAGAAAAAAUCACAUCGAAUAAUUAAAGAAGAGAGUCAGAGUGUACGUCGAAGUGCAUUCUCUGUGCGAUUGUGUCUGAGAGAAUUCUGCAUUGAAGUUCUACGAUCGGCAUACAAUACUCUUGUCCGUCAAGUUAGACGUGUCUUAGAGAGAAACUCUGGCUCCACAAGUCAUGAUGAUUCUUAUUUACUUUGGGCAGUUAAAUUUUUCAUGGAAUUCAAUCGCCUAAGUGGGCUUCAAAUGCAUUUGGUUAGUGAAUCAUUGAGUGUCCAGUGUUUUCAUUGGGUUCUAACUCGAAUGCAACAUGACAUGGACAUGAUGACUACUGAUAAAAAGCAGGCCCGUCUUUGGGCUAAGAGAUUGCAUGUUGCUUUGCAGACCUUUAGAGAGUUGAUCUUCAGUUUGUUGGCAUUGCAAAAGUUACAGGAUGAUAAAGCAAAGGCUCUAUUUGAUAUGUUGCUUAAUAAUGUCUGUUAUGUUCUGGAAUAUAGAGAAACAAUAUUGCAUCUAUUGAUGAAUUACAAUGAGGCACAUAGCACCAAGAUAUAUCUUCGGGAUGUUAUUGAAACAGCCAAUAUCUUUUUAAAGAUGAUGGAGAAAUUUUGUAAGGAUUCUGUGGUAGUUCAGGAUAAGCAUCGUCGGAAGAAUAAAAAAGCAUCCAAAAAGAAAUCACAAAAGCCAACUCCUCAAGAAACUGAAGAACAAUUGGAGAAUAAAUGGGUUGAAAUAGCUUCUCAAUUGUCUGAGAUUCUAUCAAAUGAAUUGAAUAUUCCCGAAGAAGAUCAACCAAUUCCCUUCGAUGCAGCUUCUGAUAAAAGUAUUGAUGAUCAAAAAGAAGAUUGCAUGGUUAGAAUUCAUAAAUUACUUAGAGAAGAGAAGUUGGAACAUGCAAUUUCAUUGAUGCGUUCGGCUAGAGAAGUUUGGCCUGAAAAUGAUUGCUUUGGAGCAAUGACAGCAGCUCCAGAGGAUGAAUUGUUACUUUUGAGAGAGAUCUUUCUCUAUAAUAUUGGUUCGGAUGAACAAACACAACCUGAUGAGAAUGAAGAAGACUCUUAUGACGAAGAAGAAUAUGAAGAAGGAGGGAAUUCGAAUGUUGUAGAGAAAACAUUCAAGUUUGAAGAUUUUGAAAAGAGACUUCUAAAUCCGAAAAUCAUUCGGGCUUGCAGUAUUGUCCUAGCUGAUUGGGAAAAGAUAUCAACCAAAUCAUUAAAAAGCAUUGUAACCAUUUUAUAUCGCAUUGCAUAUGGAUGUAAGUGUCCAGCAAUGCUCUAUCAAGCCUAUCUUUUUAGAAUUUUCCAACAAGUAUUCGAUGCCCCUCGAGAUCCUCAUUGGGAGGAGUUACGUCGUCUUGGUAUUUAUGUUAUUCGAAAAUUUGUCGAAACUGCACCAAAAAAUCCAAAAAUCUAUGCCGAAUUAUUCUUUUACAAAUCGAUUAGGGAUGCCAAUGAAUUGGAAACUGGUUAUUGUGAUGUUUAUGAAUCUGGUACAAAAGGCACGUGGACAGAAGAACAAGAAAGCGAAUUGCGUUUUCUUUUUGAAGAAAAUCAAAAUAAUCCUCAAACAGAUCAAGAUGUUAUUGAUUGGAUUUUAGAGAAUCUUAUUGAUAAAACUAGGACUCGUCGUGGGGUUCUUAAGAAGUUACGAGAAAUGGGACUUCAAUUUAAGGCUCCGACUAAGAAAUCAACAGCAGCAAUGGCGAAUAAGGAUUUGUGGCAGAGAGAAGAAGAUGAUGAAUUGAAGGGACUUUUUGAUGAACAUCGUUUGGAUGAAGAUUGUUUGCAAAAAAUUAUGGAUGUAUUUGGUGAACGGCGUUCAAAGAAUCACAUUAUUAAGCGAAUGAUACAGUUACAUUUGAUAGCUGAUAAAUCUGAAAUACUUCCAGCGAAGACGACGAAAAAGAAGAAAUCAAAAUCGAAUGUUGAAGGUGAAGAAGAAGGACACAGAUCCAAAACAUCAUCAAAGUCAAAAAAAUCACCUCAAAAGCAACCGAAUCGAACAAUAAUUCGAACACCUCUAGACGUAGGAACUAUUCGGUCUUUGAUGGAAAAUGUUGAUUCAAAUUUUGCUGACGCUCUCGAAUGGUUGAAAGAAUCAUUUGCCGAUGCAGCUGAAGAUAGUGAAACUCCUUCAGAAGAAGAUGAUGGAGUUCCAUUGCUUCCUUUGUUAGAAAUCCAAAAAGAAGCCAUGGAAGAUGAUAACUUUAAGAAACUACUAUUGGCUUUAGGUGCACAACCUCCACUGGAAUCAAUGGAAAACUACUGGCGCAUUCCGACGUAUUUAAAUGCAUCUGAUUUGAAAUUACGUGAAAGAAUACUUGGAUGCGAAGAAAUUGAUGAAAAUGAAUUGAAUUUGGGCGAUGAAGAAGAGGAAGACGAUGAAAACGAUAAUGAACAAGAUAAUGAAGGUGGUGGUGAAUCUGGCGAAGAAAGUGAGGAGGACUACCUUGAUACGUUCAUGUCCAAAAAACGCGAACAAAUGAACAGUUUAAUCUACAACAAAAGUGACAAUGAAGAUGAACAACGUGCUCCAUUAACUCCUAAAAAGAAGACUUCUUCAAAAAGAUCCAAAGAUAAAAAUACAUCUUCUAAAAAAGAUCAAGCUGAAAACCUCUUUGAUAUGGUUAAAAGCAAUGAGGAGAAUGAUGAUAAAUCUGAUGAUGAAGGCAAUUUUAAUUCUGAAAACUAUCGCAAACGCUUAGCUGAACUUGCAUCCAGUGAUUCUGAAUCCGAUAACGAGGCCAAUGCAACAGUUAUUGAAAACACAAACACAUCAAAUAGAUCACGUAUUCGUCAUAAUAGAAUUGAUUCUGAUUCGGAGGAAGAAACUGCGCAGAAUAAAAAUGAAAGCAGUGGUGGAAGAAAACGUCCUCGUUCUAGUGAUGAGGAAAAUGAUCCCAAUAACGAAUCAACCUCAAAAAAUCUUAAUGAUAGUGAUGAUGACGAUGAAUUAUUUAUUAAGAGAAAAAAUCUGCCUUCUACAAAGACCAAAUUGGGUGAAGAGCCCAAACGUCGACGUAUUGCUGUUAUCGAUGACGAUGAUGAAGAUGAUCAACCUGAAUUUUAAAU
Messenger RNA from Episyrphus balteatus (marmalade hoverfly), 4103 nucleotides. RefSeq names its product protein timeless homolog (gene timeout). The transcript is spliced from 2 exons. Gene Ontology annotation, molecular function: DNA binding. Bases 103 to 4101 code for a protein of 1332 amino acids. Gene Ontology annotation, cellular component: replication fork protection complex. Gene Ontology annotation, biological process: DNA repair; replication fork arrest; DNA replication checkpoint signaling. The record is from RefSeq and is a predicted model, not a curated record. NCBI's taxonomy places the organism in Eukaryota, Metazoa, Arthropoda, Insecta, Diptera, Syrphidae.